ACUCGUUUCUCUUCCCCCCCCCCCCCCCCAGCUCGGCUCCCUCUGCUUUCCCCUGCGCCUGGCCGCAGGAGCAACGUCAUCGUCCUUCCCGUCACCUCCGAUGGGGAACCCGCCCGAGUUGUACCACAAGAUCCUCAACAUCCCCAAGGACACCUCGCCGCAGGAAAUCCGCGCCGCGUACAAGAACCUCGUCAAGAAAUGGCACCCCGACAAGCACCCGCCGUCGUCCAAGCCCGAGGCCGAGGCGCGCUUCAAGGCCAUCAGCGAGGCCUACGAGGCGCUCCUGGACCAGCAGGAGAACAGGGCGGUGUUCGGGCUGUGCAACGACGGCCGGGCGGGCGAGAGGGCGGGCGGGGCGUUCGGCGGCGGCCUCGGCGGCGGCGUCGGGCCGCGCAUGGAGAGGACGCGCAGCGACGACUUCUGCACGAGGAGCGCGCCCGGCACGCCUGCGAGGGAGUUCAAGAAGGUGUACAGCUCCGGCAACUCGGGCGGGCGGCGCGCCUUCGCCGAGUUCUCCAGCUCCAUCAUGCGCAAGGCGCCGCCGCUGGAGCGCAAGCUCGAGUGCACCCUCGAGGAGCUCUGCCGCGGCUGCAAGAAGGAGGUCAAGUUCACCCGCGACGUCGUCACCAAGAACGGGUCAAUUGUUAAGAAGGAGGUGACCCAGGCGGUCGUGGUGAAGCCGGGGUGGAGGAAAGGGAAGCAGGUCGUGUUCGAAGGCAUGGGGGACGAGCGGCCGGGCUGCCUGCCCGCUGACGCGAUCUUCACCGUGUCCGAGAAGAAGCACCCGACGUUCAAGCGCGUGGGCAACGACCUGGUGCUCAAGGCCGAGGUGCCGCUGGCGGGCGCGCUCACGGGCUGGUCCUUCUCGUUCCGGCUCCUGAGCGGCAAGAAGGUGAGCCUCGCGUUCCAGGACGAGGUCGUCUGCCCCGGGUUCGAGAAGGUGAUCAAGGGCGAAGGCAUGCCGAUCCCCGAGCAGAAGGGCGCGCGCGGCGACCUCAAGGUGAAGCUGGAGGUCGUCUUCCCCAAGGAGCUCACCGACGAGCAGCGCGCCGGCCUCGCCGAGAUCCUGAAAGGCUCCUGCUGAUGAUCCGGAUCGGUCGACCGAGCUCGUGGUGGCGCCGGCGCCGGGACCGACGACCGUAUCAAGUUUUCUUGGCCGUUUGUUAAUAGUCAUAUCAUAGCGCGUGAGUACAUAAAAGAAAGAGAGAGGGAGGGAGGGAGACGUCGUUGUACAUACAGGUUUUCUAUAUGAUAUGAAGCGUGAGCCAAGCAAGCCUUCCGUGGAUA
Panicum hallii is the source of this 1287-nucleotide messenger RNA. RefSeq names its product dnaJ protein homolog 1-like. NCBI's taxonomy places the organism in Eukaryota, Viridiplantae, Streptophyta, Magnoliopsida, Poales, Poaceae. The transcript is spliced from 3 exons. The coding region runs from base 101 to 1084 and encodes 327 amino acids. The record is from RefSeq and is a predicted model, not a curated record. Gene Ontology annotation, molecular function: protein-folding chaperone binding. Gene Ontology annotation, cellular component: cytosol.